Oppia nitens is the source of this 1334-nucleotide messenger RNA. Its product is annotated as transcriptional repressor CTCFL-like. The transcript has 3 exons. Bases 61 to 1329 code for a protein of 422 amino acids. Gene Ontology annotation, cellular component: chromosome. Gene Ontology annotation, biological process: regulation of transcription by RNA polymerase II. Gene Ontology annotation, molecular function: chromatin insulator sequence binding. NCBI's taxonomy places the organism in Eukaryota, Metazoa, Arthropoda, Arachnida, Sarcoptiformes, Oppiidae. The record is from RefSeq and is a predicted model, not a curated record.
CGCAACGAUUCCAUACGAGUUCUAUACGAAGUUGAAAUUAGUCACAAAAACGAUAAUAUAAUGACCACUGCUAUCACUUCGGGUACAAAACGAAAAGCUGAUUCAUUGGAUGAAUUGAGUGCUUUAGAGGGAUUGACUUACGAAGAAUAUGUUCAAAAAGAUAAUGAAAGGCUAAGACAAGAGAUGAGAGAUUUGAAAGACUCAUUGGAAAGACAACAAAGACAGAAGGAUAGACUUGAAGAGAGACUGAAAAAUGAGUUGGAAUUGAGACUAAAGGAGAAGAGAGACAAUGAAAGUACAUUACAUUCACAAAGACUGGAAUUGGAGAAAAUGAAGAAAGAAAGACAACUCUUUGAAAAUCAAUUGAAGACUAAAGAGUCAGAAUUGAAUAAAAUUAGGACUGCAUUGACAGCCGACGCAUCCAAAGAUGACUUUCAUUGCGACAAAUGUGACUUCAAAACCAAGUCUGAAGUGUCACUUAUUUUGCAUACAAUUAAUCACAAGUUGUCUCAUCCGAAUCAAAGACGGCUUAUUCUUCAUCCAAAUAUGUUUAGUAACCGAAACCCAAACAAUUCGUAUCUCUAUAUGUGUCCCAUUUGUGACGGCACUGCUCUGACUCGUAAUGAGAUUUAUCCUCAUAUUUAUCAAAAUCACACCAAAGAGAUGGCUUACAAAUGCAAUGAAUGUGACAUUUACUUCACUCAUAUUGAUUAUCUUAGGACUCACCACAAACACGAACACGAAAGGAGUAAAACAAACAGAUUGAAGACAACUAUAACCAUAUCUGGUUAUGAGAUACCAAAAGACCCGCUCAUUACAACCGUAUAUAAACCAACAGCGAAUAGAGGCACUCAAACAGUAAUGUUUUCAGCCAAUGGCACACCUAUUGAGACACCGACUGCUGGAACCAGUUCUGGAACACCUUCAACACCUACGAUAUACGCUUAUUCGCCACAAGUGAUGGCCGAUGAAGUGUUAAAGUGUUCAUUUCCUCACUGCUCUUUCACUACUAAUAAUAAACAAAAGUUAGAGUUUCAUCUGAGCGCUCACACAAACUCUAAGUAUAAGUGUCCGUAUUGUGCAUAUGUGGGUAAUAUAUUGAGUGAUAUAUACCGACACAUUAAGAAAAGUACAAAACAUGACGGGAAAAAAGUAUUUGAAUGUAAAUCACAUCCAAAAUGUAAUUACAGUAUUGAUUGUGAAAAGACAUUUAAAGAACAUUUAAGAACAAGACAUUUCAGAGAUGAUACUUCAGAUAAGGACAUCGAUGCUGUUGUCGAAGAUCUCUUCAUAAAUAAAGCAACCAAUGGAAGCACUUCAACCACUUAAUACUU